AUGUCGCAAGAGGCAUUCUCAAACCGUUGCAGCCGCAUGCAGCAGCUUUUCAUCCUACUCAGGCUCUUGUUUCUGCAGCAAUCGGCACUUGCAUCAUCGGAUUGUACAAUACGUUCUUGUGACUUUGACGCUGAGCAAACUUGUGUUUUACAUUCACCAGAAAAGAAGACAGAACACAUUUCAUCUGAAACUGAAGUUCAUAUUGCUUUGACACCUCUCCAACCUGUUGUAAUUUUUGGUUUUCACAAGAGAAUGAGUGUAACAGUUGUUGGGACUGUUGAAGGUGGAAGAGCACCUACAAAAAUAAAGACAGACUUGAAGAAACCUGUUGUGAAUCUUGCCUGUCAUCCUCGGCUUCCUGUUCUGGUACAUUUGUCAUUUUCCAGUGAUAGUGCAUAGCGUAUGCAGAAGGUGUGAUUCGGGCAUACAACAUUCAUACAUAUGCCGU
This is a messenger RNA of Hibiscus syriacus, 448 nucleotides long. RefSeq lists its product as uncharacterized. The coding region runs from base 1 to 399 and encodes 132 amino acids. The record is from RefSeq and is a predicted model, not a curated record. NCBI's taxonomy places the organism in Eukaryota, Viridiplantae, Streptophyta, Magnoliopsida, Malvales, Malvaceae. The transcript is spliced from 4 exons.